Molecule: messenger RNA, 1290 nt
Organism: Ixodes scapularis (black-legged tick)
Lineage: Eukaryota; Metazoa; Arthropoda; Arachnida; Ixodida; Ixodidae
Exons: 4
Coding region: 1-1290 (429 amino acids)
Source: RefSeq, a predicted model, not a curated record
AUGGCGUGCAAGCUAGAUACAGGCGCUAACUGCGGCGUCAUAUCAAUGCAAGACGUCGUAAAGCUUUCAGAUAAGCCUCGGCAAGAGUGUCAAGUGACGCUAACUGCGUUUUUCGAAAACAAGACGACUGCUCACGAGAAAGUAAAAUUGAUUCUUUCCGCAAAUGGCAGAGCACACGAAGAACUCUUCUUUGUCGUAGAACAACAUGUGCCGAUCACCUUGAGCGGAUCCUUUGCCGAGCGCCUGGGACUUCUAUACCGGGUGCAGAAUGUUCAUCUAGAGAACUUGUACCAAGCCGCACAACCAUUUGCAGAAGUUUUCAAAGGCCUUGAGCAAUUGAAAGAUGUCGAGUAUGAAAUGAAGCUGAAACCUGGAACAGUUGGAGUCGUGGUGCCGGCCAGGAAAGUUACGGUUGCCCUUCAAGACAAGCUCUGUGGCAGAACAAAAGUAAAGCACGGCCAUCACUUGACACUGCGGCUGUUGCGCUGCCGAGAUUACAAUCUGCGACUGAAUCUCAAGAAAUGUACUUUUUUGCUGACAGAAGUCCGCUACCUAGGUCACAUCCUGACCACGCAAGGCCUGCGCGUGGACCCGGACCGCGCAAACGACAUCCUGGCGAUGCUGCCACCCUCAAACACAUCAGAAACUCGCCUUAAGGACGUUCUUGGAGCAACCAAUGAGGACCCCGAACUCUCAAACCUGCGUGACUACGCCGAGACAAGCUGGCCUGAUAACAAGCAAGACGUCCCAGAAAUCGUCCGUCCCUACUGGGCGAACCUCGAGGAGAUACACAAACAAGACGGCCUUCUGUUUCGCAGCAAUAAGUCUCCUGUGCACAGGCUGAUGGGACGACAGACGCGGACGCUGCUGCCGGUACCAACAAGCCACCUGGAGCCGGAGACUGUGCCAAGCAACGCCUUCCACAACCGCCUCAAGGAGAUCCGGAAGCGGCAGAUGACCUUCUACAACCGCAACUCCCGAAACCUGCCGCCAUUGUCACCGGGGCAAAAGGUCACGACGUACGACACACGACAGCGAACCUGGUCGCCAGCCGUCAUCCUGAGACCAGCGGACACCCCGCGUUCAGCGAUUCUUCAGACUGAAGACGGCCGCGAGAUUCGACGCACAAGAGAGCACCUAAGGGAGGCAGCAUCCCAGCCGGACUCAAGUCGACCUUCCACCGAAGACCGACCGACAGACCAGGACAUCAACGAGCUCAGUCAAGAGCUAGGCAGAAGUACCCGAGAACGCCGGGAACCCUGCCGGUACCCACUGCCCGAGAGACUGUAA